AUGUACAGUAUCUCUCAACUCGUGGCUCUGGGCGUGUCGAUUACUAUCUGUGCAACUGCAGUACUCUAUGCUGAUUACUUUACGACCUUUUUUCCCACUCGUGAAGCUUUUCUAAGUGUCGCAGAGCAGCAUCAAAUGUUAGCGUCAUUAUUGUUCCAUGCGUCGAAAAAUGGGGAUGCUGCAGCUACUUUUGCCAAUCAGAACGACGCACGUGAUCCCCCACGUCUUGCAUUUUGUUGUAGUGCUGACUUGGAUGUUGCUGUCUCAGCUGUGGCUCUUAUGAAGCGUGUACAAGAAGUCGAACGUGAGAAAAUGGAGAAAAAUGACUGUAAUGACUUGGAAAAACGGCAUCAUGAACGGAUCAGCUCGUUCCAAGAAUUGCAAGAGAGUUUUGCGUACUAUUUUGCUUCUGGAGCUGCGGCAGAGCAGAGUAUGUUGUCUUCGGAACAGUUUCGAGAGGUCGUGAGCUUAGCCGAUGAUCUUCCUGGAGUUGAGAGAAAAGUUGGAGGAAAUGCUGCUACCAUGGCAGAACGAGCAUCUGCAGAAGGAUGUAUCGUGUUAUUGGGCGCUGCUAUUGGAAAAGAGAUGAAGCCACAUUUUCGUGAUGCUAGGAUUCAAUUGGUUGGAAAGUUGGAGGAAGAACAACAUGAAGAUGUACAUCUUGUGUUGGAAUACUCGAGCGGAGACGAGUUUCGAGGGCAUAUGUCACCACGUGCAAACCGAUAUUACUUGAACCAUGAUGUGCAUAAUGCACGAUUGUCAGUGCUAGAGGAGUUUGAGCAGUCUUUGGAUGCUUUUAAACCGGAUUUGGUGGUUUUUGGAGGACUGCAGCUGAUGGAAGUGGAGAUGGAUGAAAAAGCACGGUUGGUGCGUCUGAAAGCUUUGUCAGACGUACUUCAGAAUCUCUUUCUGGCUCAGACACCGACUCAUUAUGAGUUUGCAGCGGUUUCGGACUUUAGUCUCUUCGAUGAUACGGUUCGACUUGUGCUGCCCUGGGUGGAGUCUAUCGGGUUGAAUGAACAGGAGCUCUUUAUCCUGCAUCACUACCUCGUUACUGGUGAAGAGGGUACUGCUACAACGUCACGCCCAACGGUUGCAGAAAUCAGUGCUCAGCUUCACGAUGUCAUUCAGUUUGCUUCGAAGGCCAAAGAAAAUUUUCGGACUGGCAGCCAAAACAAAAACAAGAAGGAAGACAAGCAAGGGACGCUGGCGUUGGCGCAGCUCUCACGCAUUCAUUUUCACACAUUACAAUUUCACAUUGUGUGCCAAAAGAAGGGCAGUACAUGGGAAGACCCAACGACGGCGCUAGUGCAAAGUGCACUCAUGAGUUCCAAGGUGGCAUGUGGCAAGCCAGCCCCAGCAAGUGACGGCGACGAGCCUCAGCUUAUGCGUACCAGUGCUGAAAUGGAAGUAGACCCGGAACGCAUUGAGAUCUUGCUGGCCCGGCAGCAGCUCCUGAGCAAACGUCAGGGUCUCAAGGUGGACCUGGAUCCAUUCUCACCCGUGGUUACGUGGCAGGAGGCUGACUUUCAAUGCCACCUUGUGCCAAUGUUGGCCUGCAAAAAGCCCGACCACACUGCUGGACUAGGAGACAACAUUUCUGGCACGGGCGUGUCAUACCACCGUAUCCAGAAGAAGAGCAAGCUCGCUUACUAA
Molecule: messenger RNA, 1656 nt
Organism: Peronospora farinosa
Lineage: Eukaryota; Oomycota; Peronosporomycetes; Peronosporales; Peronosporaceae
Source: the annotation of a GenBank genome assembly